Molecule: messenger RNA, 3355 nt
Organism: Ooceraea biroi (clonal raider ant)
Lineage: Eukaryota; Metazoa; Arthropoda; Insecta; Hymenoptera; Formicidae
Gene: vari
Product: MAGUK p55 subfamily member vari
Molecular function (GO): protein binding
Source: RefSeq, a predicted model, not a curated record
GCUUAUGAGCGCCCCAUGGUCCCACCGGCGCGGUACCAUUUUCGCGUUCGCGGAAAAACCACUUGUACUUGGCGCCGAAGUCGUUUCGAUCUAUGAAUAGAUCGCGGUUCGCUAGUCGGCAUCCAUUUCCAUCGUGCAACAGCCGCGAUCAUCGCCCGACCGGAAAGCAUCGAUCUGCCGAGGGGAAGCCGACGAUACAGCACGUGGAACUCGCGGCGACGCGGCAUGACGACCUCCAAGUCAAAUCACGGCAAGUUCACGAAGAAUCUUCGUAAUGGCUGGACUCGAAGCGGAAGACCUCAAUGAUCGACCGGGGUAGACGCGAUGUCGCAUGGGGUCACCUCGGGAAGCCAGCCACGAUGAGGAAAAGCAAGUCGAAGGGAAGCGUCAUCGACGACGUCUGCGGAUGCUCCGCUCUGUCGGCGAUCAUCCAGAAGAAAGACUUGAACUCCACUUCGGCCGCGUUCAUGCAUGUACGUGACAAUAUCGAGGAGCUGGGCAAGGUCGCCGACGAUACGGACCUGCUGUUCCUGAAGGGCCUCCUCGACAGCCCGGUCGUCACGUCCCUCGUAAAGGUCCAGGAGCGUCUCGAGGAUCCGCCAGUGCCUGUGGAACCGGUAUGCUCGUCCGUCUGUGACAUUGUCGACGAGGUGUGUCACGCCUUCCGAACGUCCAGGAAUUCGUGCGCCAGGGAGCUGGUAAAUCUUCUCAGCAGCUCGCAUCUGAGGGCACUCUUGGAGACACACGACGCAGUGGUGGAACGCAGGGAAGCACCUUGCAGUCCGGAUCCUCCCGCGCUGACAAUGCCAACGAACAAAAAGGAGGAAAUGCCGCCAAUUAGGAUGAUUGGCCUUAGGAGGCAACCGGAUGAACCAUUGGGUCUGACGGUGCAGGUCGACGAAUCUGGCAACAUGAUCAUCGCCAGGAUCCUCGGUGGCAGCACGGCAGCUCGUCAAGAGCUUCUGAGGACGGGCGAGGUAAUACUUGAGGUCAACGGCAAGAAAGUUCGAGACCCCGAGGAACUUCAGCAAGCGAUCCAGGAUGCCAAGGAAAAUCUGUCGCUAAAACUGGCUCCAGGUAUCGCUCAAGACGGAAACCGACCUCUCAAGUCCACGUGUUACAUGCGGGCUCUCUUCGAUUAUGAUCCGUCGGAGGACACGCUCCUGCCUUGUCGAGAGAUAGGCCUGCCUUUCCAGAAGGGCGAUAUUCUACAAAUCGUCGAUCAAGCCGACCCGAACUGGUGGCAGGCGCGCAGAGUGGAAGGCGAGAGCCUUGGCUCACCCGGUCUGAUUCCUUCGCUGGAAUUGGAAGAGCGUAGGAAGGCCUUUGUGCCGCCCGAGGCUGAUUUCGUCCACAAGAUUAGCAUUUGCGGCACCAGAAUAUCGAAGAAGAAAAAGAGAAAGAUGUACCAGUCCAAGUCGAACGGUGAAUUCGACGGCGCCGAGUUGCUCCUCUACGAGGAGGUCGCCCGGAUGCCGCCGUUUAGACGCAAAACUUUGGCCUUAGUCGGACCACGCGGCGUAGGUCGACGGACCCUGAAAAACAGAUUGAUCAAUAGCGACCCCGAAAAGUUCGGCACUAUUGUACCUUUCACAUCGAGACCGCCUAGAGUCCUCGAAGAGGACGGGAAAAGCUACUGGUUUACCGAUCUCGAGUCCAUGGAGACUGAUAUCAGGGAGCACAGGUUCUUGGAGCACGGCGAACACGGUGGACACCUGUACGGCACGAAAUUGGAUUCUGUGCGUGAGCUGAUAAGGGCCGGCAAGAUGUGCGUGCUCGAUUGCAGCCCGGCCGCUCUCAAGAUCCUCCAUAACAGUACGGAGUUCAUGCCUUACGUCAUAUUCAUCGCCGCGCCCGGAAUGGAGCAGCUCAAGUCUUUGUACGAUCUCGGAAGAUCAACCGGCGCCAGCAGUCGGAAUUUAACGUUCGACCGUCAGAGCUCCAUCAGGUACAGUUCGAGAAGAGCCAGGACCCUGGAAUCCCUCGCAUCCUUAUACGAGGAGGACGAUCUGAGAUCCACGUUGGAGGAGUCCGCAGCCUUGCAAAGAGCUUACGAGAAGUAUAUCGAUCAGGUGAUCGUGAACGAAGACUUCGAUCACACGUUCAGGCAGGUGGUCGCAGCUUUGGAUGCCUUAGCCACGGAGCAUCAAUGGGUGCCGGUCAAUUGGAUCUACUAAUUAAUUUCCAAGUUCACCAUACGAUGCCAGAAGAAUUAACUUGGAAAUUAAGGGCUGCCAGCUUUACGCACGAACGAAGUAUCCGUUACUGCCGACGUCGCGCUAAGAACUGCGAGAUCACAUGACGGAAUGAUUUUCCGAAUUACCAGAAUAUGGUUCGGUUUGUUGCGCAGCUAAACCAGCAAGGCACGUGUAAUCAGAGUACAAAAAAUAUUACACCUCGUGCCGCAUAUCGAGCGAUAUUGGCAUUGUCGGCCUAAAGGACUCAAGUCUCGCGAGUCUCAUUGCCGUAAUUAUAAUUAAGUACAACAUAGCGUCUACGUUAUAGUUCGUCAUAGGUUUACAAACGGCCCGUUCUGCCUAUGAAAAAUCUCAUCGAAUUGUCGUGCAUUAACGUAAAUCAUAAUGUAUAACGAAGUAAAGUUUUUUAAUAGCGCGUUCGCCUUUGAAGCAUCAGAAUGGCAAUGAGGAUGGAAGAGAGCCUGUUUAAGGGGACGGAGAAAACAAUAUUCUUUUAUAACGAAUAAAGUAUCGUAUCGCACGUUACAUUUUUUACUGCCAAUUUCUACAACGACUAAUUAAACAAUAACGGGUCGAUUGAUGUGUUAGGCCGCCGUCCAGUUAAUUUUAGUUUGUUUUUACUUUAGUUUAGUUUACGAUAACCGCGUACAUUAUAUGAUUAUUUACCAGUACCAAUCGAGUAUGCGUUCAUUAUGUCGUAUCCCGUUUGCAUUCUAUUUCGUGUCUCGCAUUUUACUGCUCAUUUUAUACACGCUAAGCAUAUUCCUGGCAUAGAGUGCCUUAAUAGCGCAAGCCCGUAAUCGGGUCGUUGCGAAGACCUACUAUGUCGAGACAGACUCUGCAUUCGAAUUUUGCGUAAAACUAACAUUUUUUAACGCUCUUACGAACAACAAGUAACAUGCAUACAGACACACAUAUGUAUACGUAUAUACGUAUACAUGCUCGCGCGCGCAGAUGUUUAUAGAGGAUAACUAUAUUUUAAUCUACAAAUGAUUGAAAUGGAUCACAUCUUUUCAUGUACGUAAGAAAAAAAAACCAAAUAUAACUGUAUAUUGAACUACCGAGACACCUGUCGAAAAAAGCAACGUGAUACACAACAUGGAAUAAAGUUUAUUGAGCAUUUGUUAUGAAUUAGAAAUAAAAUGAGUGGCUUAUGA